This is a messenger RNA of Loa loa (African eye worm), 295 nucleotides long. RefSeq lists its product as hypothetical. Lineage: Eukaryota; Metazoa; Nematoda; Chromadorea; Rhabditida; Onchocercidae. The transcript has 2 exons. The record is from RefSeq and is a predicted model, not a curated record. The annotation marks the transcript as partial.
CUUUCAACUGGUGCUGGGAACUUAGGUGUUUUGAUUCCGAAGAUUGCUUCUCUACUACGCAGGUCUGCGACAAUAAAGAACCCAUCAGUUCGGCUGCGAAAUUUGUUCCGCGACUUUUGGUUCUGCUGUACAGUACUCGGAUUUAAUGUCGCCCAGAUAGGUCUUUGGCCAGAAGAGUGGUUUGAUGCUGCUUGUGAGAUCGCUUGUAAGUCUCCUAUACUCAUACCUCAAGAGAGUCUGCGUGCUGAACUUGUUGCAAAUGCUACGAUCAAAAGCGGCAAUGUGUUAUCGGUUA